GGGCCCCUCGCCCCCGCGCACAUCUGGUCUCCCUCCUCCCCCCCCAACCCCCGCCCCGGACCCUCCGGCCCGCAGCGCUCGGCGCAGGCCCCGCCCGGAAGCCCCGCCCCUGGCGCUCGGCAGGCGCCUUUUUUCCGGAAGCGGAAGCAGGAGCGGGAGCAGCCGCGGACAGCAGGGAGUGAAGGGAAGGUCCGGCUGGACGAGAUCAACCUCUAAAGACUCACGUGGUCUGAGGAAGAAGCCAGGAAGAGGAGGAAGGCUAAAGACGAGUCAGGAAUGGCUUUCUUUCAGGGACGAUUGACUUUUGAGGAUUUGACCAUCGAGUUCUCCCAGGAGGAGUGGGACUGCCUGGACCCUGCUCAGAGGGCCUUGUACUGGGAUGUGAUGCUGGAGACCUUCAGAAACCUGCUCUCCCUGGAUAUCUCUCAUAUAUAUGUGAUGAAGAUACUGCAACUGAAAGCGAACAUUGAUAGAGGAGUCGUAUUCCAAACACUGAUCCUGGGAAGACAAGAAUGGAGUGAAGUCAGACAUUUUUACCUCAGGGAGAGCCAGGCAGACGAUGACUUUAGGUUUCAGUGGAGAGAGAAGGAACGCAGUUACCACGGAAUGCCUCUGGCCGUUAACGAAUAUCUCACUGAGACGAGAGAUGACCCUGAUAGAAGUGUCGCAGGAAUCAAGUGUGCUGAGAAGAGGCCUGAUGAAGGAAAUGACAAAGGCAUGCCCGCAAACCACAAGGGAAGUCUCGCGGAGGGAAGAGAGCCACAAAUGCGAAGGGGUGCAGGACUCAAGCCUGUUGCUAACAGCCUGGCCUUGGGCUUUCCCGAUGAACGGCGUGUUUUUAAAAGCGAAGAGAAAAUCGAUGAAUUUAAUCAAGCUGCUAAGAGUAUCAGCAGUAGUGCCUCAUUUUUACCCCUUCAAAGAAUUUCUCCUAGUGUCCCAACGAACAUGUCUCAUACAUACGGGAAUGAUUUUAUGCCUCCUCCCUUGCUGACCCAGGACCAGAGCACCCAAAGUGAGAGACCUUACACCUGUCAUCAGUGUGGCAAAACCUUUCAUCAAGGCUUCAGCCUCACCCACGAUCAGAAGAUCCACCCAGACGAGAAAAAUAAUUGUGACGCGUGUUCUGAAAUCUUUGAUCAAAAGCCAGAUCUCUCCAUUCAUCAUAGUAGUCACACUGGCGAGAAACUUUACGACUAUACCGAGUGUGGCACCACCCUUAGUCACGGCUCCCACAUCCCCGGACACCAGAUGAUCCACCCAGAAGAGAACUUAUAUCAAUGUGACGUCUAUGACAAAGUGUUCAGUCAAAAUUCAUACCUUGCCGUUCAUCAGAGAGUUCAUCCUGGAGAGAAACCUUACGAGUGUAGUGAAUGCGGCCUGACCUUUCGUCGGAAGUCUUACCUUACAAGACAUUGGAGGAUUCAUACCGGGGAGAAACCUUUUGAAUGUAACGAGUGUGGCAAGGCCUUCACUCAAAGAGGUUACCUGGCGAGUCAUUAUAGAAUCCAUACCGGGGAGAAACCUUACAAAUGCAACGAGUGUGGCAAGGCCUUUAGCCACAGAUCAACCCUUAUUGGUCAUCAGUUGAUUCACAGCGGAGAGAAGCAUUUCAAAUGUUUUGAGUGCGGCAAAACUUUUUAUAACGCCUCACACCUCAUACAGCAUCAGAUAAUCCAUUCGGGAGAUAAACCCUUUAAGUGUGAUGUUUGUGGGAAAUUCUUCCAUCAGCUUUCACACCUCUCAUUUCACCAGAGAAUCCAUACCGGCGAGAAACCUUACAAGUGCAAUGAUUGUGGCAGGGUCUUCAACCGGAAGUCAAACCUCGUGGUCCACGAGAGGAUUCACACCGGAGAGAAGCCGUUCAAGUGCAGCGAGUGUGGCAGCACCUUCAGUCGGAAGGCCUCCCUGGUUCAUCAUCAGUUUGUGCACACUAGAUAGACCCCUUCCACGAGUUGACAGCAGGUUGAAAAAAACUCCACUCACAUCUGAACCCUCACUGCACACCCGGGGAAAUACCAAGGGGAAACCCUAUUUAUGCGACGCGUGUAUUACGGUCUCCAUUCAAAACCGACCCUUUAACUUAACGGGAGGGUCUUGAGGGGGUGAGACCGCGCAGGGGUGACGAGUGUGGAGCAGCCUCGCUUGGCGUCAGCUCAUCCCUACAGGAUAGAGAUUGUAGAAAAUGGGAUGCAUGUCUCAACAUGUGUGGGCAAAAUUCGUACCUUAAGGGGCGCCAACCUUUCACGUGUAUAAAAACCUUGCGAAUACGAAUUGGCACAUCCAUCAGUAUACUUUGAGCCUAUCUUCCCAUCAGGUUAAUCCAUGUUGGUGAGAGACUUGAAGCACGGGUUUUAGCAGGUGUCCACAUGUUAGGCUUCAUUGGAAAGUCACCCUGGGGAGAAAUCUCGUAAGUGAACUUCACGUGACCAGGCUUUUAGGCAAGGAAUUCAUUCUUCAAGGAAUGGAUUUCGGAGAGCACCUCGCCCAUGCGUGGCUUGAAUGCAGAAAAACCUUUACUCCCUGCUCACGUCUCACCAAGCAAUGAUGAUAAUCCUUCUGGACAGAACAUUACAGAUGUACUGAAUGCAGCAAACGUUUGAGUUAGUGCUCAGUCAUCACUAGAUGUCGGAAUAUUUAUCCUGGAGAGAAACUACACAGAUGGAAUGUGUGUAGCAAGGAUUUUAUCCAAGAGCACCAGAGGCGAACUUAACUGGAGUGAUUGCUUCCAAAUGCAGUGAAUGGCAAAACCUUCACCUUGAGUUCAAGUGCUGUGUGACAGCAGAAGAGAGUCCUUUGAAGAGAAACCAGACACAUGUACGAGCUGAGGCUUGAUCCAGGCCUCACCGAGCUGUGGACGUCUCCGGGUCCAUCUGUGAGGGAAGCCACAGGAUGGAAGAGGCGUGCUAAGCCUUGUCCCUGCAGAUUAAGUCUCUGAGACACAAAGGAUUUAUUUUGGCGAGCAGCAUUUCAAACGUCAUGAACCUCGUAAAAAUUUUCAAGUAUCUGCGGCUUUGGUGUAAUGAGAGAAAUUGUACAGGUCAGAACCUAUGGAGAUUUCCAGAACAUGGAGAGAAAAUGACGAAGCAGUAUGACUUGAGGGUUCACCAGUGAGCUCAUGAUGGGGAGGAGCCUUACAAAGGGAACGAGUCAGGUAAAUGUUUGGAGCAAACCUUGCAUCAGUCCACGCCUCUGACACUCCGCACUGGCAGUUAAGACGUCCUGAGCUCUCCAAGAUUGAGUUAUUACAUACGGCAGAGUCAUUACAAGUUACAGAACAUUAGAACUUACCGCAUAGUGUGUAUAUGACAGGAUGGAGGGUGUGUGUAGGUAUGGCCCUUAUCUUAACUGGCAUCUUUGAUUCGUUUCCAUUUUGAUUUUUUUUUUCAGCCAAAAAGUCCAUGUUUUGUUAGAUUUACACAUUUUUCUUUUCUGAGCUGUCAAACAUGUUUUUAUUCUUUCAAUUUUUAUUUCCAUUUGUAAAUUUCUAGUGUCUAUUGCAGUAUAUUAAAAAGGCCACUUAAUUCUUUG
This is a messenger RNA of Phacochoerus africanus (Common warthog), 3528 nucleotides long. Its product is annotated as zinc finger protein 347-like. Gene Ontology annotation, molecular function: DNA-binding transcription repressor activity, RNA polymerase II-specific. Lineage: Eukaryota; Metazoa; Chordata; Mammalia; Artiodactyla; Suidae. The coding region runs from base 277 to 1938 and encodes 553 amino acids. Gene Ontology annotation, biological process: negative regulation of transcription by RNA polymerase II. The record is from RefSeq and is a predicted model, not a curated record. The transcript is spliced from 4 exons.